This is a messenger RNA of Debaryomyces fabryi, 2304 nucleotides long. Its product is annotated as phosphoprotein phosphatase. Lineage: Eukaryota; Fungi; Ascomycota; Pichiomycetes; Serinales; Debaryomycetaceae. Gene Ontology annotation, cellular component: cytoplasm. The transcript has a single exon. The record is from RefSeq and is a predicted model, not a curated record. Gene Ontology annotation, molecular function: phosphoprotein phosphatase activity. Bases 1 to 2304 code for a protein of 767 amino acids.
AUGUUUGGACUACCCAGAAGGUGGAUACGUCAACUUGGUUAUCUUGUUUUGAUAUUUUUUGCUGCGAUAGUAGUUCUUUUAGUGGCUAAUAGAAAUAAUGUUGGAUUAGAUGAUUAUUUACCAACUGGGUUUUUACCAUCAUUUUUUCAACCAGCAGCAGAUCUGUUCAUUGUUGACAUAGCUAUACAGAAUUGCUUUAAGAUGAAGUCGAAAAAUGAAAACUGCGGUUUGCCAAGCGCAUCUGAAGGGUUAAUGGGUAAUCUAUAUGGUUCAGGUCAAUGGGUCAAGAUUGAUAAAGAUUUAGCGCUAGGUUCUUCAUGGUAUCGAAAGGAAUAUUUCUCUUAUAAAAAAGCUAAGAAGGAAGCAUUGGAAGGUAAAGUUGCAGUGGAUGAUACUUCAAAAGAGAAAACGCAAAAGAGAGGGGAAGAUCAGAAGAAGAAUCAAGUAAUAGUUGAUAUUGCAAUUUCUAAUCCUUUGAUUGACGCUAAAGUACCGGACAAUGAUAAAUUAAGAAUCCCCAGGUAUAUCUUGAAGGAAUUUCAUUCGAUGAAAGUAUACGAUGAUGGCCAUCACGAGGAGCUAGUCGAGAAACAAAAGGCGAACAUGAAGGGAGAAACGUUGCAAGCCUUGACAGUAGAUAAGGAUAAUUCUGCAAGCAAUAAGAUCAAAAUAAAAUUGGAACAGGAUAUUCUGGCUGCUAAUAGCGCAAAUAAAAAGAACGAUAAGGAAAAUGAUUUGAUUAAGAUAGAGGAAGGCGGUGAAGCAGAUGAAAAGAGUAAAGAUGAAACAGAACUGAAAACACCAAAUAAGAAGAAACCAGAAGAGAACGAUACCCAGGACAAAGAGAAGAUCAAAGACGAUGCCAAGGCUGCAAAGAAUGAUAAUAAGGAGAAAGUGGUCGAUAAGAAAACUGAGCAAAAACCAAAAAAGGAUAUAAACGUCGACGUUAUUGAGGAUGAAGAUAAGAACAAGCGUGAGAUAUUAUAUGAGAGAGAUACCGAAACUAGCAGACAUAAUUUAGAAGUCAGCUAUCCUAUUCCAACUAAAGAAGAAUUAGUCGCUUCAGGAUGGAGCUAUAAGUCUAAUGGUAUAUGGUUGAAAUAUGGUAAUGCGGAUUCAAAUGCUGUAACAGGUAUCGAUAUAUUGUUUGGUGAGGAUGCCGUAGAUCCAAGACCAAAUUGGAGGUUAAUCAAAGAAGGUCCAUUGAGAGAAGUUUCGAGUCCAUCCGGUAAACCAGCUUAUAUCUCAAUACGGAAAGGACCUAGAGUUGACUAUAAGAAGAAUACAAAUCCUCUUAAAAUUAACAAAGACGGAAAAUUCAAAAUUCUUCAGGUUGCCGAUUUACAUUUCUCAACUGGCGUUGGCAAGUGUAGAGAUCCAUCGCCUGAUGAAACAAGGUCGGGUUGCAAGGCCGAUCCAAGGACUUUAAAAUUUUUAGAGAAUGUGCUCGACUUAGAAAAACCAGACUUCGUAGUAUUAACUGGUGACCAGAUCUUUGGCGAUGAAGCUAAAGAUUCAGAAACAGCAUUAUUUAAGGCAUUAAACCCUUUUAUUAAGAGAAAGAUACCCUUUGCAGUAACCAUGGGAAACCACGAUGAUGAAGGAUCUUUGUCUAGAACAGAAAUUAUGAGUUUGUCUGCAAAUUUACCAUAUUCAAUGUCUUCUUUAGGUGCAGACGAAGUAGCUGGUGUUGGAAAUUAUGCUUUGACAGUCGAAGGACCUUCGUCCCGUAACACAGCUAUGUCAUUAUUCUUUUUGGAUACCCAUAAGUAUUCCUUAAAUCCUAAGGUAACUCCCGGUUAUGACUGGGUGAAAGAAUCUCAAUUAAAAUGGUUGGAAAAAGAAGCUGCAAGCUUGCAAAAAUCGGUCGCAUCUUACUCUCACAUCCAUUUGUCGAUGGCUUUUUUCCAUAUUCCAUUGCCCGAAUAUAGAAAUCUUGACCAACCUAUGGUAGGUGAAAAGAAAGAAGGUAUAACUGCUCCAAGGUACAACUCUGGUGCUAGAUCUAUCUUAGGAAAAUUGGGUGUAUCAGUCGCCAGUGUUGGCCAUGAUCAUUGUAAUGAUUAUUGCUUACAGGAUACAGCUAACAACGAGGGCGAAAACAAGCUUUGGUUGUGUUAUGGUGGUGGAUCGGGUGAAGGUGGUUAUGGUGGCUAUGGCGGAUAUAUAAGGAGAAUGAGGGUGUUUGAUAUUGAUACUAAUGCUGGAGAGAUAAAAAGUUGGAAGCGAAAAGAAAGUGAGCCAGAUGUAGCCUUUGACCAUCAAACUUUGGUGUCAGGUGGUAAUGUCAUUAAUUCCAACUAA